Molecule: messenger RNA, 2505 nt
Organism: Salarias fasciatus (jewelled blenny)
Lineage: Eukaryota; Metazoa; Chordata; Actinopteri; Blenniiformes; Blenniidae
Product: phosphofurin acidic cluster sorting protein 1-like
Exons: 24
Coding region: 61-2484 (807 amino acids)
Biological process (GO): protein localization to plasma membrane
Molecular function (GO): transmembrane transporter binding
Source: RefSeq, a predicted model, not a curated record
CAGGAUGCGGGCUCCGGUGCGGGAGGCGCCGUGGAGUUCGACGGUCGCGUCCCGGUGCCGAUGAGCCUGUUCGGCACCUGGGAGAUGGACCGAUCGUCCCCGAGCUGCGUGCCCAGGCUGUGCAGUCUAACUCUGAAGAAGCUGCUGGUCCUCCGAGAGCUUGACCGAGAGCUCAGCUCCAUCGUCAUCGCAGUCAAGCUCCAGGGUUGCAAACGCACUUUGAGAUCUCACGAGUAUUUUCUUCCUCUGGACGGCCAGAUGGAAACUGACCUGGAACUCAGCUUCUCUCUGCAGUAUCCUCACUUCCUGAAGCGAGACAGUAACUGUCUCUACGUGAUGCUGCAGAGGAAACGGAGGUACAAGAAUCGAACUAUUCGAGGCUACAAAACACUCGCAGUGGGUGUCAUCAACAUGUCUGAGGUGAUGCAGCACCCCUCACACGGAGACACUGUUCUCAGUCUGCACAUGAACUUCAAGGAUGUUUCAGUAAAGGGGGCGGAGCUUAGCAUCCACUCGCUUUCCAGCCAGCCAAUCGAGCAGGAAGACACAAGCAAUCACCAUAGCAGCAAGGCGAAGGCUUCUGACCGCUCUCCGGACAGGGAGUCCUGGUGGGACGAAGAUGACGACAGCUUCUCCUCUGAACAGGAAGGAAGUGAUGACGCUGUCACGGCACAGAAUGUGUAUGGUGACGAUGACGAGGGUCGAAGAAAAACACACCCGCCUCACAGGAAGAUCAUCCGGACUGCCUCUCUCACUCAGCAACCAAAAUUCAAACAGAAGUUUGUAGCUCUGCUGAAAAGAUUCAAAGUCACAGACGAGGCCCUCAGCUCAGACCCAGUGUGCCAGAGUCAGGAGGCAGAAGAGGACCUGGACCUGCUGUAUGAUAGUCUGGAGGUCUACAACCGGAGCGAGAGCGAGCGUGACCUGGAGGACAGCGACAGCAUCCAGAGCACGCCCAAACCCACACUCAGGCCAUUUUUUGAAGGCACCCCUCAGUCCAACAUAGCGAAUGAUGAUGGUCAGAAGAGUCGACAAACGGAAGGACAGAUGGCUGUGUCUGACCUGCUCUCUGCAGGGGGUCUAGGGGCCCGUGUCCACGAGGAGCCCAGUGGAGAGGGGCUCGGCCCCGCAGAUGAUGGCAAGGACGGCGCCGCCACACCAGAUGCAAAUCAAACUACCAAACUGUCGAAAACUGAGUCUCUCACACACAUUUCCCUUAGUAUGUCAGCCAAGGAGCGGCAGAACUCGAAAGGGACGGACAGAACGAGCAGUGUGGAGAGCGAGACAUCAAUAGACUGCAGAUGCGUCUUACAGGUGGUCAGGAAGUCAGUGUUGGAUCAGUUAAACAACAUCUUGUUCUCUGACGAUCAUCUUCCUGAUUCCAUCAUCCUGAUCAAUACCACGGACUGGCAGGGACAGUAUCUGUCGGAGGUUCUGUUCGAUCAGCCAAUCGUGUGCACCGUCUCAGCGGCGGAUGUUCAGGCCGCCUUCGCCGCAGUUCUCAGCCGGAUUCAGCGAUACUGUAACUGUAGCUCUCAAGCUCCGCCCCCUGUGAAGGUGGUGGUUGGCGGAGAUCAAGCCUACCUCAGCUCUGUCCUGUGCUGUUUCGUGGAACAACUCGCCAGCAAGACACCCGACUGGCUGAAUUACAUCCGCUUCCUCAUCCUGCCUGUCGGUGUGCACCCGCUGGCCAGGUAUGUGUCGUCUCUGGACGCCCGCUUCGGCAGCCUUUUCACGGACGCCGGAUGGAGGGAGCUGUUCUCCCGACACGAGCCGCCACACAAAGAGGGCGUGGACGUGGCCAGGCGAGUGUCUCAGUACCUGUCCGGAGCUGCGGUCACUCACCUGUGUCCCAUCUCUGAAGCCAUGUUGACCUACAAACACAGGAGCCGGGAAGAGGACUCCUGUCAAACGUUUGUUCCUUUUAUUGGGCUGGUGAAGGUCGGAGUUGUGGAGCACACCUCUAUCACCACCUCAGUGGACUCUGAUGACUUCACCCUGGGGUCGCCUCCCUCUCAGGCAGGAGCGCCAAUAAGCGCGUCCACACCUCCUACCUCCCCCUCCAUCAGCUGUCCGGCCGAGGUGAUGUGUCUGCAGCUGGAUUACUGGAGCCAUCAGGGAGGAGGAGGAGGAGACCGGAGGAGAGAGGCGGGGGUGAAGAACACCCUGAAGAGUAACUUCCGGUGUCUGCAGGUGUCGAGGCUGAGCAGGGGAGACCUGAUGAGCAUGACGGUGGUGACCAAGGAGAAGAACAAGAAGGUCAUGUUCCUGAGUAAGAAGAUGAAGGAGAAGGACGCAGAGUCAAGGAGUCAGGUGAUUGAAGGAAUCAGCAGAUUGAUUUGUACGUCCAAACACCACCACACACUAAGAGUGUGCGUGGACGGCGUGGAGCACUCCGAUGUGAAGUUCUUCCAGCUGUCCGCUCAGUGGCCGACUCAUGUCAAACACUUCCCCGUCGGGAUAUUCAGUUACAGUAAAGCCUGAAAACUACAUUACCCACAAUGC